Messenger RNA from Lotus japonicus, 1062 nucleotides. RefSeq lists its product as uncharacterized. NCBI's taxonomy places the organism in Eukaryota, Viridiplantae, Streptophyta, Magnoliopsida, Fabales, Fabaceae. Gene Ontology annotation, molecular function: transcription coregulator activity. The record is from RefSeq and is a predicted model, not a curated record. The transcript is spliced from 8 exons. Gene Ontology annotation, cellular component: mediator complex; chromatin. Gene Ontology annotation, biological process: positive regulation of transcription by RNA polymerase II. Bases 234 to 689 code for a protein of 151 amino acids.
AAAUAAUAAUAAUAGUAACACUUUGAAAUUUUUUGAAACAGUCCCCACCCACACUACACCUCGCUCCUCCCCUUCCGCGACUCUCCGCCUCCCUUCAAUUGCUCUACCCAUCGCAUCUUUGACGGGGAGAAGGGUCAAGCUCACUGUUUGGCAAUCUAUUCAUCUUCCUUCGCAAAACCCUAAUCCUCCUCUCGUUCUAGUUCCUCUUCCAAGGUGCAGGACUCUUUUUCUAAAUGGACAGCUUAAGCCAGGAAAAAGUUCAAAAGUUUGAAGAAUUUGUUGAUAAGCGCUUGAAACCUGAUCUUCUUCAUGCUAUUGCUCAGCGGGACAAGGUCUUUGAACAACAGAAAAUUUUUGCGGAUUUGCGAAAAAACAUUGAAAACCUAGAGAAGAAUAGUGUAACCAGUCUAAGAACUUUGGUCAAUCUUGGGUCUGAGGUAUACCUGCAGGCAGAAGUGCCCAAUACAGAACACAUAUUUGUGGAUAUAGGAUUGGGAUUCCAUGUGGAGUUUUCUUGGUCUGAAGCUUUGAAAUACAUAGAAAAAAGGGAAGAAAAGAUAGCCAGGCAGAUAGAGGAGUACACUCAGUUAAUUGCAUCAAUUAAAGCCCAAAUUAAGCUGGUUUGCGAAGGGAUUCGGGAAUUACUUCAACUUCCAGCUGAAAAACCCUUACCUGAGCGGAUAUUUUGAUAGUUACUGUCUUACUGAGCACAUACUAUAUAUUAACCGCUGCAGUCACAAUUCCCCAGGAGAAAUACAAGUAUGUGGGAUACUGAACAGGGAUUGAUAUUGAUACAUUAACCGCUGCAGUCACAAUUCCCCAGAGUGUGUUUGCGAACACCCAACUGAUGUAAACAUCCGUUUUUCUAAUACAACAAUUUAUUUCAAAAGUACGUGUAGAUAUACCAAAUUGUUGUUCUGUGAUUUAUAUUCCUGUUGGUUUCCUGUGUUUGGCAUAGUACCAUUAUUCACGCCUCAGUUGCCUUCAUGAGAUAUUCUAAGAUGAUUUUAACUAUGUUAAUUUUGAUUAUAAUAACAAAUUUUCUACACUGCUUUUAUUCCU